Messenger RNA from Drosophila obscura, 3215 nucleotides. RefSeq names its product DNA repair protein Rev1 (gene Rev1). Gene Ontology annotation, biological process: error-free translesion synthesis; error-prone translesion synthesis. The record is from RefSeq and is a predicted model, not a curated record. Gene Ontology annotation, cellular component: nucleus. The transcript has 6 exons. Gene Ontology annotation, molecular function: deoxycytidyl transferase activity; damaged DNA binding; DNA-directed DNA polymerase activity. Bases 56 to 3082 code for a protein of 1008 amino acids. Lineage: Eukaryota; Metazoa; Arthropoda; Insecta; Diptera; Drosophilidae.
GCCCUGGUUUUCUUAUCGUUAUCGGCGCGGUCGCGCUGGUCCUAUUUUGCUAUCUAUGGCAGAAGAUAACAAUGGCUUUGGCGAAUGGGGCGGGUACUUCGAGGCGAAGAAGUCCAAGCUCGAAGAACAAUUUGAUGCCGCCAGCGAUCCAUUUCGCAAGACGAAUUUAUUCCAAGGCAUUUCGAUUUUCGUCAAUGGAUUGACGAAUCCAUCGGCCAACGAGCUGAAGCACAUUAUGAUGGUCCAUGGCGGAACAUUUCAUCACUACGAAAGGGCGCACACGAAGUUCAUCAUAGCAUCCAAUCUGCCCGACGUCAAGGUGCGCAACAUGAACACAAGCAAAAUAAUAAGCGCCCAAUUUAUCGUGGACUGUUUGGAAAACAAGCGGGUGUUGGACUACAAGCCAUAUCUGCUGUACACCAACCAGAAAACAACCCAACCAAGACUCGCCUUCGGGAAAGGCAAAAACACGAGUAGAACUAAUGACACUAUGGCCGUUUCCAAUUAUGAGGCUGCACCCGAACCUCCAAUAGUGCCCGAGCUCUGCGAGAAUGACCUGAGCAACAUUCUGAAGGACCUGCAGCAGGCUGUUGCCACCUCUCCCAAGAAGGAGACGGCAGAUAAAACUGUUGCAGAUGUGUCCACGAUAUCGAACAACAGCAGCGCGCGCACUGCCGUCGAUCCAGCUUUUCUCGGCGAGUUUUACAAGAACUCGCGCCUGCAUCACAUUGCCACACUCGGAGCGGGAUUCAAGCAGUACGUAUGCGAGAUGCGUCAGGCGAAUGGUGGCCAGCCAUUUCCCAAACGGGAAGAACUAAGAUCAGUCCUCAGCUGCAACCAGGCAAUGAAUAUGUCGACGGGUUCAGUGCACUACGUCAUGCACAUUGACAUGGAUUGUUUCUUUGUCUCCGUCGGUCUGAGAUCGCAUCCGGAGUGGCGUGGCCUGCCCAUUGCUGUGACUCACUCAAAGGGAGGCAGUGCAGCCACAGACGUACCCGUCCAUCCGCAGUCCGAUCGUCAGGCUGAGCGGAAGCUCUUUGCCGAGCGAUUCGAGCAUCAGCUGCAUGAUAAUGUCCGUGCGGACAAAGUCCGCUCUGGCUUCGACAAGAAAAUGUCGCUCUCGGAGAUCGCAUCCUGUAGCUACGAGGCUCGUGCCAAAGGCAUCCGCAAUGGCAUGUUCGUGGGUCAGGCCUUGAAGCUGUGCCCCGAACUAAAGACAAUCCCCUAUGACUUUGAGGGAUACAAGGAGGUGGCCUUUGCCUUGUACGAUACUGUGGCCCAAUACACCUUAAACAUCGAGGCCGUGAGCUGUGACGAGAUGUUUGUGGAGCUUACUGAUCUGGUGGGGGAUCUCCAAGUGGAUGUGAUGUCAUUUGUGGCCCAUCUCAGGGAGGAGGUUCGCACCAAAACGGGAUGUCCCUGCUCUGCAGGAGUAGGCUCAAACAAAUUGCUUGCACGCAUGGCGACCAAGAAGGCCAAGCCGAAUGGACAGUACUUACUGGGUGCAGGCAUCGAUGUGUUGGGCUACAUGGCCCCAAUGCUGCUGGAAGAACUGCCGGGCGUGGGCUCCAGCAUGCGUCACAAACUCGAGCAAGCAGGUCUGCAGAACUGUGGUGAUGUGCAGGGGGUAUCGCUGGAGACACUAGAAACGGUUCUGGGUAAAAAAUUGGCUCUCACAUUGCACCAGAAUUGUCGUGGCAUUGAUCUACGCCCGUUGGUCUAUGAGCAGCAACGCAAAUCCGUGUCCGCAGAGGUCAACUAUGGCAUACGCUUCACCAAUGCCAGCGAGUGCGAGACAUUUUUGCGCCAGCUCAGUGCCGAAGUGGCCACGCGUCUAACUGACAUCAAACGGAAGGCCAAAUCGAUCGGCUUGAAGGUGAUGGUGCGUGCCGCUGAGGCGCCCAUCGAGGCGUCAAAGUUUAUGGGCCACGGUGUUUGUGACACCGUCAACAAGUCAGUAAUACUGCCCCAUUCCACUGAUGAUGUUAAUGUGAUCACAUCGCAAGUCCUCAAGCUGAUGAAAGAGUCUGGCUUGCCUCCGAAUGAGCUACGUGGGAUAGGCAUACAUCUUAGUAGGCUUUCAGACGCCAACGAGGUCAAAAAGGGAAAUGUUCUCCUGCAGAUGUUUGAGAAAAUGUCAGAGAAGCGAAAGGGUGAAACCAGCACCGUGGAAGUACACGAGGAGCAGCAGCCGAAGGUAUUAGCGGAGGAAAAGGAGGAUAAAAUGGAGGAUGAUUUAAAAAAUCCGCAAGACCUGACAUUUGUACGGAAUACAGCACUAUGGAAGAAUUCUGCCCAUAAAGAGACUCCACUUGAGCCACCGAUCAAUGUCUCCGAUCGAUUAAGCAAAACAACGAUUGAUCUGGACGUAUUCGCCCAGCUGCCGGAGGAUAUACGCCGUGAGGUGCUCGACAACAUGGAUGAACAUCUCCUAUCCAGGGGCUCGGAGCAGUCUGUCAGAACACGUAGAAUGUCAAUAGGACGCCCUCGCAGGUGCUCGCCGUGUCCACCGCCACCGCCGCCGUUGAAAAAUCCGGCACCCAAGGGCUCAAAUGGGGCUCUGGAACUACGACGGGCACUCCGGAAACGUUACCGAGGUGGUGGUACAACAGACCAAAUUGUGGCGGACUAUAUCGACAAGCUGCCCAAUCAUGUUCAUCCAGCAAUUUUUGAGUAUAUCUCCCGACCGGACGGAGAGGUCCCACAGAACAGACUGCCGACUUCAGAAGAGCCCAGCGCCACUGCAGCGAAGCCCAUUUCUCUUCAAAACUAUCUGCUGGGCAGUAACUACAAAUUGAUGCUGGCCGCGUGGGUCAGCAAUGAACAGUAUCCCAACCCAACUGAUAUCAUAAUGAUGAAUGAAAAGAUCAGCGAAUUGGUCACAAGCAAGCAGACGAGUCGGAUUUAUGACAUAAUGAAGCACCUGUGCAGGCUCAUUAAACAGAAACGCGCCGCCUUCUGCGAUUGGCACAUGGCCUACAAAGUCAUCGAGGAAAGUGUCCAACAUCAGAUGUUGGGGUUUGAGGGCUAUUCGCUGAUGUUAGCAGAGAGAAUCGACUGCUGCAAAUGUGAUCAAGAGUGAUGUUAUUUUAAAACAAUGCAUGAAUGGCCGUAGAGAGCCAUAAAGAUUUGGCAUUUAAUGAAAUUCGUCAUCCUUUUAAGGAGCUUUGAGAGAUUAAAAAGAACGUUUUGAUUUUAAAAGUGGAAAAAAUUGA